Paramuricea clavata is the source of this 526-nucleotide messenger RNA. The record is from the annotation of a GenBank genome assembly. Lineage: Eukaryota; Metazoa; Cnidaria; Anthozoa; Malacalcyonacea; Plexauridae.
GGGGAAGGGGCACAUUUCAAGUGGUUACAUUGAUGAUUCCUUCUUAGUAGGGUAUUCUAAUUCAGAAUGUCAGCUGAAUGUCGAUGACACCUUGCAGUGUUUUCAUGAAUUGGGAUUCCUAACCCAUGAUGAUAAAUCCGUGAUCACACCAACACAAAUCAUUCAACACCUAGGGUUUGUGUUGAAUUCAAUUGAGAUGACAAUAUCUAUUUCGGAAGAAAAACACAAUAAACUAUGUGGGGUUAUUAUUUCUGUUCUUAAACAAAACAUGUCUAGUAUAAGAGCGGUGGCACAGAUGAUUGGCAUGAUGGUAGCAUGCUGCCCAGGGGUGGAAUAUGGGCCAUUGUUUUAUCGUCAAAUUGAUAGGGAAAAGACAGCUGCACUUAAAGUAAACCAAGGCGACUUUGAUAAGCACAUGACCCUCUCCCCUAAAGCACACCAAGAUAUGUUAUGGUGGGUAGAAAAUGCACGCUUUGUUCACAAAGCGGCUGAAUCAUGGGAAAAUUGUCCAUGUGCUUUACACUGA